CAGAGAAACUCCCGGUUACACUGAAGAGUUGAAACAUUUUGGAAGAAUGCAGACGGACCAGGACCAGGACCAGGUCCAGGACUGUCCAGAGUCCAGCUUUUCCUCUGCUGGUCUGCAGAAUCAUAAAGGAAGACCCAAAAGACACUGCUGUGAUGAUUGCGAGCAAGUCUUCACCACUUCAUCAAACCUGAAGAUCCAUAAGAGAACUCACACUGGAGAUAAGCCUUACAGAUGUGAUCAGUGUGGUGCGGCUUUUGCUGUGAAAAAUAAACUUACGAGACAUCAACGUAUUCACACUGGAGACAAGCCUUACAGAUGUGAUCAGUGUGGAGCGGCUUUUGCCCUGAAAAAUAAUCUUACGAGACAUCAACGUAUUCACACUGGAGACAAGCCUUUCAGAUGUGAUCAGUGUGGAGCGGCUUUUGCCCGGCAAGGUGAUUUGACGACUCACCAACGUAUUCACACUGGAGACAAGCCUUACAGAUGUGAUCACUGCGGGGUGGCUUUUACCCGACAAUUUCAUUUAAUAACCCACCAACGUAUUCACACUGGAGAAAAGCCUUAUAGAUGCGAUCAGUGUGGAGCAGCUUUUGCCCAGCAAAGUGCCCUAAUUCGUCACCAACGUAUACACACUGGGGAAAAGCCUUACAGAUGUGAUCAGUGUGGACUGGCUUUUGGCGGGCAAGAUUAUUUGACGACUCACCGACGUUUUCACACUGGAGACGAGCCUUACAGAUGCGAUCAGUGUGGAGUGGCUUUUGCCCAACCAGGUGAUCUAAAGCGACACCAACGUAUUCACUCUGGAGACAAGCCUUACAGAUGCGAUCAGUGUGGAGCAGCUUUUGCCCAGCAAAGUGGUCUAAUUCGUCACCAACGUAUUCACACUGGGGAAAAGCCUUACAGAUGUGAUCAGUGCGGAGUGGCUUUUGCCCGGCAAUGUCAUUUGAUGAGUCACCAACGUAUUCACACUGGAGACAAACCUUACAGAUGUGAUCAGUGUGGAGCGGCUUUUGCCCAACAAGGUCAUUUGACAAGACAUCAACGUAUUCACACUGGAGACAAGCCUUACAGAUGUGAUCAGUGCGGAGUGGCUUUUGCCCGGCAAGGUCAUUUGACGAGUCACCAACGUAUUCACACUGGAUUCAAGCCUUACAGAUGCGAUCAGUGUGGAGCGGCUUUUGCCCGGCAAGAUCAAUUGACGAGACAUCAACGUAUUCACACUGGAUAAAAAUUGUACAUUUGUGAUCAGUGCUGAUAUCAUUUAUUUUGACAGUUCAGUUAAAAUGCAACAAUUUAGUUUAGUUAAUUUAGUUUGAAAGAAAUAAUUCUGGUCGUUAGAUUGUGGGACACAUUUUGAAUAUUUUUUUAAAAAGCAGCAGAUUCUUACAGCUGUAAGAGCUGUUCAGUAAUAAUCAGAUUUAGAAAAUUAAGUACAAGAAUUCAAUUCAAAAGUCUUUAUUUUGAACAUGAUGGUAGUGUAAGUAACAGACAUGCUCAAACAUACUUUAACAAUGAAUGCAAGAGAUUUAGUUUUUUUUUAAGCAGCAGCAGUUUUGACAUGUUAAAAAACAAGUAAGAAGUAAAAAAAAAUCUCCUACCCCUGGAACUCAAUACCAUGUUUUGCACAUAGACCCUUGUUAUUAGAUGUCAAAAAUCUUGAUGUAUUGAGAAGUUACACAAAUUAAUAUUAAGAAUUUUACACAGUGUAAACAUAUUGUGGUAUACAUGAGUAUAAAUUUGCGGAUAUCUGGGUGAUUAUUGCCAUUUGCUGUUACAUGUCCCUCUAUAUAAACACUAUUUACCAUCAGUCCCUGUAUUCAUCUAUACAUAAAAGCAUACAUUAUUUACCGUUUACAAUCUUA
Messenger RNA from Cololabis saira (Pacific saury), 1862 nucleotides. RefSeq names its product zinc finger protein 501-like. The record is from RefSeq and is a predicted model, not a curated record. The transcript is spliced from 2 exons. Lineage: Eukaryota; Metazoa; Chordata; Actinopteri; Beloniformes; Belonidae. Gene Ontology annotation, molecular function: RNA polymerase II cis-regulatory region sequence-specific DNA binding; DNA-binding transcription factor activity, RNA polymerase II-specific. Gene Ontology annotation, biological process: regulation of transcription by RNA polymerase II. Bases 47 to 1228 code for a protein of 393 amino acids.